Molecule: messenger RNA, 1377 nt
Organism: Tripterygium wilfordii
Lineage: Eukaryota; Viridiplantae; Streptophyta; Magnoliopsida; Celastrales; Celastraceae
Exons: 3
Coding region: 1-1377 (458 amino acids)
Source: RefSeq, a predicted model, not a curated record
AUGACGACUGUUCAAGAGCUAUCAGCAAGAAUAGCAAGCUCAACAACAAGUUAUGGAUCUUCAGCUCCAGGAAUCAUACCUGGAAUUUCAGGAACAUCAACUGCUUACAAUCCCAUAAAUCAACCUCCAUUAUUGCCUAACCCUACACUACCUAAUCCAAUAUAUUCCCAACCACCAACAUUUCCUACUACUUCUUUGCACCACAUGCAUCAAACAAACCCAGUUACUCCAAUAAAUCAAAACAACCAAACAACAACUACCACAUGUGGAGCACACUUCACUAAUGCAUUGGAGGCAAGGAACAAAGUAGGUUUUGUUGAUGGAACUCCUCCCAUACCAGAGGCAACAGACCCAAAUUUUGUAUUGUGGAAGCAAGCAAAUGGGAUGAUAAAAACUUGGAUCAACAACUUAGUUUCAACUGCAAUCCUAAAGAGCAUUUCAAACUGGAAGACAGCAAGAGAAUUGUGGAUUGAUCUCAAGGAUAGGUAUUCAGUGAUGAAUGAAACAAGGGUUUUCGAAAUUAUCAAAGAAAUCUGCAAUAUGAGGCAAGGUGGUGAUUUUGUGACUGACUACUAUGCAAAGUUAAAGAGUCUUUGGGAUGAAUUAGAAGACUAUGAUCAGCUGCCUUCAUGGAGUUGUGGAGGACUAGAUCAAGUCAGAUUAAAAAAGGAGAAACAAAAGGUUAUGCAAUUCCUAAUGGGAUUGAAUGACUGUUUCAGUGCUGUGAGCAAUCAAGUACUUAUCAAAGAGCCAUUUCCAGACUUGAACAAGGCUUAUAACAUAGUGAAUCAAGAGGAGAGAAAGCGGAAAAUGGGAGACAACACUGCAAGUGUUCCACAGGAGGCAAAGGCAAUGGCAGUGAAUAAAGGAAACCUCAUGGAUAGGUGCUUCAAGAUUCAUGGAUAUCCUAAUCCUAAACCACCUUACAAGAAGCAGAGACAAAACAAUUCAAACAAUAAGUCUCAUGCAGUCAAUCAAGUCAGUGGAAAUGCAAGUGAUCAAGCUGGAGCAGGAAUAACCAGUGCUCAAUAUCAGCAACUCAUGGCUUUGCUUCAAAACAAAAACAACCAGGAAGAUCAAUCUUCCACAAAACAUUUUCAGCUUGGAAAUGUGGCUUCAAUAGCCUUUACAACAGGUAAUUUUUUAAAUAAAAGCAAAAAGUAUUUACAAAAAUGGAUUAUUGAUAGUAGAGCUACAGAUCAUGUCAUAUGUCAUCCAUCCAUAUUUACAUCAUGUCAAAAUGUGCAUCAUUCAUAUGUUUAUCUUCCGAAUGGUGAUGAGCAUGCUAUAUCUCACAUUGGAGAGGUCAAAUUAACUGAAGGAAUACUGUUAAAAAAUGUCCUGUGUGUGCCUAGUGUUACUUACAAUCUUAUUUGA